Vigna angularis (adzuki bean) is the source of this 600-nucleotide messenger RNA. RefSeq names its product TPD1 protein homolog 1. NCBI's taxonomy places the organism in Eukaryota, Viridiplantae, Streptophyta, Magnoliopsida, Fabales, Fabaceae. The record is from RefSeq and is a predicted model, not a curated record. Gene Ontology annotation, biological process: cell fate determination. Bases 1 to 600 code for a protein of 199 amino acids. The transcript is spliced from 4 exons.
AUGAGUUCACCACCUUCUAUUUCUGUGGCUGUAGCUGCAUGUUGCAUGGAAUACUGUAAAAUAAUUGUGCCAUAUCACUCUGCAAUUAACAUGAUUAUCACAAACUCAAUUCCUCUGAUAAUCUUCCUGUGCUUCACAAUGCCACAUUUUCUAUUUUGUGAUGAGGAAGUGCAUUCAGGUCAAUCGACCCAGAUUUUGCAUUCUUUCUACGAAGACAGAAACGGGUCCAUAACAGUGUCAGUGAAAGCAGAAGAUGCUGCCUCUAAAAAAAAAUCGUUGCAUGGUUCUUGCACAAAGAAAGACAUAAGCAUCUCACAAAGCACAAUUUCUACAACAGGAAUACCACAGUUCGUUGUGCAGAUUGAGAACACGUGUGUUUCUGGAUGUCCUCCCCAUGACAUUCACCUCCACUGUGGUUGGUUUGCUUCUGCUAGACUAGUGAACCCCAAAUUGUUUAAAAGGAUCUCCUACGAUGAUUGCUUGGUCAAUGGAGGGAACCCUUUAGCCCCUAGCCAGAUAAUCAAAUUCGCAUAUUCCAAUUCUUUCAUUUAUCCUCUUGCUCUCAAGUCUGCAAAAUUUUGCGGACGAAUGCAAAUAUAA